AUGGAAGCUUCGCCUUACCAAUCCGGACCGACCUUCUCCAACAUCAACUUUGCCUUCACACCAGCAGCCAUGUCGACCGCCGACGAGCUCAAAGCUCUGGGCAACAAGGCCAUCGCCGCAAAGAACUUCGACGAGGCUAUUGACUACUUCACCAAGGCCAUCGCCAUCACACCCGAGAACCACAUCCUCUACAGCAACCGAUCCGCCGCCUACGCCUCCAAGAAGGAGUGGGACAAUGCGCUGAAGGACGCCGAGAAGACCACAGAGAUCAAGCCCGACUGGCCAAAGGGCUGGAGCCGCAAGGGCGCAGCUCUGUACGGAAAGCGUGAUCUGCUCGGUGCCAACGACGCCUACGAGGAGGGCCUCAAGCUGGACCCAAACAAUGCAGGCCUCAAGAAUGAUCUCGCCAGCGUGCAGAGAGCGAUGGAGCAGGAGGCGGGCAUGCCAGGCAUGGGCGGUGAUCCGUCUGGCGGCCUCGGACAGAUGUUCAACGACCCUCAGCUGAUCCAGAAGCUCGCCUCGAAUCCCAAGACCAGCGCCCUCCUCGCAGACCCGACCUUCAUGGCCAAGCUACAAGCCAUCCGCAACAACCCCAAGAACACACAGGAGCUCUUCAGCGACCCGCGGAUGAUCCAGGUUCUUGGCGUCCUCAUGGGUGUGGACAUGGAUAUGGCGAUGCCGCCUGAGGGUGGUGCUGCCGGCGCCUCGUCUAGGCCCACCGAGGUUGAGGAGGAGAUGCCAGAUGCUCCGCCACCGAAAUACACUCCACCCCCGCAGAAGAAGGCCCCCGAGCCCGAGCCCGAACCGGAGCCGAUUGAGGAGGACGAGGAGGCCGUUGCCGCCAAGAAGGCCAAGGAGGAAGCCGACAAGGAAAAGGCCAUCGGCACGGAGAACUACAAGAAGCGCAACUUCGACGCCGCGAUCGAGCACUACCAGAAGGCGUGGGAUCUGCACAAGGACAUCACCUACCUCAACAACCUGGGCGCUGCGUACUUUGAGAAGGGCGACUAUGCCGCCUGCGUCGAGACCUGCACCAAGGCCGUGGAGGAGGGCCGGUCGCUGUACGCCGACUUCAAGGUGAUCGCCAAGAGCUACGCGCGCAUUGGGUCCGCGUACGAGAAGCAGGGCGACCUGGAGAAGGCAGUCGAGCACUACAACAUGUCCCUCCGCGAGCACCGCACGCCGGACGUAGUCAACAAGCUGCGUGCCGCCGAGCGCAAGAAGAUCGAGGACGCCAAGAAGGCGUACGUGGAUCCGGCCAAGGCGGAGGAGGCGCGCGAGGAGGGCAAUGCCAAGUUCAAGGCGUCCGACUGGCCCGGCGCCGUGGCCGCGUACAGCGAGAUGAUCAAGCGGGCGCCCGAGGACCCGCGCGGGUACAGCAACCGCGCCGCCGCCUUCGUCAAGCUGCUCGAGUUCCCCAGCGCCCUCGACGACUGCGACGCCGCCAUCAAGCGCGACCCCAAGUUCAUCCGCGCCUACAUCCGCAAGGCCCAGGCGUACUUUGGCAUGCGCGAGUACAGCAAGUGCCUCGACGCCUGCACCGAGGCCAGUCAGGUCGACGCCGAGCACCACGCCGGCGCCAACGCCCGCGAGAUCGAGCAGCAGCAGCAGAAGGCCAUCACGGCCAUGUACGCGGCCCGUGAGAACGAGACCGAGGACCAGACGCGCGAGCGUCUCGCGCGUGAUCCUGACAUUAUGAGCAUCAUGCAAGACCCCGUCAUGCAGGCCAUCCUGCAGCAGGCGCAGUCUGACCCGGCCGCUCUUUCCGAGCACAUGAAGAACCCCAGCGUGCGGUCCAAGAUCCAGAAGCUCAUUGCUGCCGGUGUUAUCCGCGUCGGUCGGUAG
This is a messenger RNA of Phaeoacremonium minimum UCRPA7, 1845 nucleotides long. RefSeq names its product putative heat shock protein sti1 protein. Lineage: Eukaryota; Fungi; Ascomycota; Sordariomycetes; Togniniales; Togniniaceae. The coding region runs from base 1 to 1845 and encodes 614 amino acids. Gene Ontology annotation, molecular function: Hsp90 protein binding. The record is from RefSeq and is a predicted model, not a curated record. The transcript is spliced from 5 exons.